Phycomyces blakesleeanus NRRL 1555(-) is the source of this 2074-nucleotide messenger RNA. RefSeq lists its product as hypothetical. Gene Ontology annotation, biological process: signal transduction. Gene Ontology annotation, molecular function: protein binding. The transcript is spliced from 8 exons. NCBI's taxonomy places the organism in Eukaryota, Fungi, Mucoromycota, Mucoromycetes, Mucorales, Phycomycetaceae. The record is from RefSeq and is a predicted model, not a curated record. The coding region runs from base 1 to 1809 and encodes 602 amino acids.
AUGAAAAAGCCAGCACAAGGAAAAUGGCUCGAUAUGGCAAAGUGGCCGUUAUAUCUUACUUCACGUUCAGUUUGUAUUCCAGGAGAUAGCCUAGAGAAGCACCCUAAAGAUGUUCUGGUGAAUCGGCUCGAUGUGGACAGUCACUACGUAUCUGCGUUUCAAACUCUGUUCGGUCAGACAGACACUUCCCUUGACGCUCAAGCUCAUUCUUGUAGACGAGUAGUAGCAAGUAUGGAGAAUGUGCUACUCUGGGAUGAAAUAAAAGUUAACAAAUGGAUGGCCUCAAUUGGGUACUCCGUUUAUGAGAAGAGCUUCAGAGAGCAAGGAAUUACGGGCGAUGUACUAGUCAAUCUCGACCACGAAUCUCUCAAGGAUCUCUCUGUACAUUCACUGGGACAGCGCAUUGAUAUGCUUAAAAACAUUUACCAUCUCAAGUCGCAUUACCGCAUACCAGUAAAUGAAUGGGAUUAUGUUCCACCAAGUGUCUUGUACGAAAAGGAUUGGCUUGGACAAAAUGGAUUGGCCGAUUAUCGUAAGAUAGAGGCUGCUUUUCAAGAGAGAGAUGCCCAUAUCAAGCGACUAGCAGAGGAUCUCUAUAGGCUGAAUAGUGAUAUGUAUCGACUUAAGGACGAUAUGACGCACGUGUUGAGAAUGGGAAAGGAGAAGAAGGCCGGGUCGAUGUAUGAAGCUGAGAAAUCACCUUCAACUCCACCAGUCCAAAAGGGACAUGCCUAUUUGAUUAGUAGCUCCAACAAUACGGGUACAAAUAAUAGCUCUAGUAGUCUUACAGCCGCCAAUAGCUCACAGCCAAAGCCAUUACAUAUGCUUACUCCACCAACGUCCCAUUAUCAAGUACAUUCGGGAGACUAUUUCCAAACAACCCCCUAUUGCUCCGAUGGCACAAAGGCCACAGACGAUGCUAAACUUACUCCAAGUGUCACCAUUAAUGAUGGAGGAGCAAUCAAAGUCUAUGGUGAAAAGAUAUCCAAUAAUAGCUCAAAAGUCGAAAUGGAAUCCUCGAAAAAUGUGCGAUUACUUCUUGAUGAUCCAUGUUCAAAAGUCAUCACCUCUGCUCUUAAAAAGUAUAAUGUAGCUGACGAUUGGCAACAAUACGCAUUAUGGAUUCAAUAUGGGCCUCAUGAUAACCUUCAAGAACGUGCUCUUGGCUAUGAUGAAAGGCCACUCAGAAUAUCACAAAAGUUCAAAGAAGCCAAACAAAAUCCAGUAUUUGUAUUAAAGCAUGUAAAGGACAACAAAGUAUUUUUUCCUACGGCAGAGAUGACCAAUAAUGCCAACAAUAACAAAUCAGAAAAUCUCAGUAGCUCUUAUCCUUCACGACAACCCCAUCACAUAGCGAGCUCGUUUGUCUCACCAAGGCCGGCCCCAAAACCAGCCCAGACACCUUAUUUGCGAGAAAAUACACAUCCUCUUGAUGACGCGACUACCGCAUCAAAAGAACAUAAUGAGCGGCUUGGGAGCUCAUUGAAUCCACAACAAGGCUCGUAUGCAAACUAUGGCUGGAAAUCCAAUGAGAAGCGUACGGGUGAUAACCCAAAAACAGCCAUCACUACUGGACGAGUGGGCUAUGAGAUGGUUGUUCCUGUCAUGUCGUCUUCUAUAUCUACACCUACACCUUCAUCAAUCCCGGGUAGUAUUGGGUCAUCCAUGACACUCACUCCCUCAAUAUCCAAAAGAGGUGGGACGAUCAAUGCUAAAUCGACGGAUAGCCUACUCAGUGAACUUGGACUAGACAGUGGGGUAGCUAGUGCUAUCUACUCAAUUAUGAUGGAGGAUGACAAGAAUAUGUGAUUCUUUAUGGGUUUCUCCGACCCGAAAUCUUAUUUUGUAGAAAGGAUAUUUGUAUCCUGACAUUGAUCUGCUUAUAUGCUUUAAUUAUUUUACUUUACUUUGCUUUAUUUCCAUAUUUUGCUUUAUUUCCAUUCCCAUAUCCAUUCUUUUACCUCAUUGAAGUUUCCAGCCAUGUUUAUAGCAUCGAAUGAUCAAAUCCAAACGGAGCGUAUUGCAUCACGAUUAUAGCUUAAAUUACCAUUUGGAUGAGUAACAAUUCAAUUAU